AUGCAUGACAUGAAACUAAGAAACCAAACUCGGCUUUCAGAAUUCUCCCUCCUGGGACUUUCAGAAAACCCAACUCUACAUCCUCUCGUCUUUGGGCUCUUCUUCUCCAUGUACCUGGUCACUGUAAGUGGGAACCUGCUCAUUAUCCUGGGCAUACUCUCAGACUCCCACCUCCACACACCCAUGUACUUCUUCCUCGCCAACCUGUCCUUGGUGGACGUCUGCUUCACUUCCACCACCAUCCCCAAGAUGCUGGUAAACAUCCAGACAGAGAGCAAAGUCAUCAGCUAUGCAGGCUGCAUCACACAGAUGUUCUUCUUCAUAAUCUUUGCAGGAUUGGAUGAUUUUCUUUUGGUUGUGAUGGCCUAUGACCGGUUUGUGGCCAUCUGUCACCCCUUGCGCUACACAGUCAUUAUGACCCCCUGGCUCUGUGUGCAGCUUGUUCUGUUGUGCUGGGUCAUUGGUGUCCUCCACGCCUUGUUAAACAGCUUACUGGUGCUGAGGUUGAGCUUCUGCACACACCUAGAAAUCCCUCACUUCUUCUGUGAGUUGAAUCAAGUGAUCCACAGAGCCUGUUCUGACACCUUUCUCAAUGACCUCAUAAUGAAUUUUACAGCUCUAUUGCUGGGAGGAGGUCCCCUGUCUGGGAUCCUCUACUCUUAUUUCAAGAUCAUCUCCUUCAUCCGUGCCAUCUCAUCAGCUCACGGCAAGUAUAAAGCCUUUUCCACCUGUGCUUCUCAUUUCUUGACCAUUUCUCUAUUUUAUGGAACAAGCUUAGGUGUGUACCUCAGUGCCAGUGCUGCCCCAAGAUCAGCCUCAACUGCAGCAGCCUCGGUGAUGUACACCGUGGUCACUCCCAUGCUGAACCCCUUCAUCUACAGCCUAAGAAAUACAGACAUGAAGAAGGCUAUGAAAAGACUUUUUAUCCAUAAAUGA
This is a messenger RNA of Ochotona curzoniae (black-lipped pika), 936 nucleotides long. RefSeq names its product olfactory receptor 7A10-like. The transcript has a single exon. The record is from RefSeq and is a predicted model, not a curated record. Gene Ontology annotation, biological process: G protein-coupled receptor signaling pathway. Gene Ontology annotation, molecular function: olfactory receptor activity; G protein-coupled receptor activity. Gene Ontology annotation, cellular component: membrane. Lineage: Eukaryota; Metazoa; Chordata; Mammalia; Lagomorpha; Ochotonidae. The coding region runs from base 1 to 936 and encodes 311 amino acids.